UGUGUUGGAGUUUAAGUUGGCGUGGUGUGUUUUUGGAAGGAGUUUAGCUCGUUUGCACUCAAUCCCUUAUUUCUUUCCUCUUUUAAAGCUUUCCUGUCUUCUGGGCUCGGUAUAAAUCUCCUCCAAACCCCAAGAGAAAAGACAGAAAGUGCACAGCAGAUUUUUCUUUUUUUUCUUUUCUUUUUUUUUUUUUUUUAAAUAAAUAAAAAACCAGCCUGGCAGCAUGGACAUGAAAAAGAGGAUCCAUUUGGAGCUGAGAAACAGGACACCAUCUGAUGUGCAGGAACUCGUUCUGGAGAACUGCAGAUCGAACGAGGGGAAGAUCGAAGGCCUCACUGCCGAAUUCGUCAAUCUCGAAUAUCUCAGUUUGAUAAACGUCGGAUUAAUCUCCGUGUCUAACCUGCCCAAACUCGCCAAGCUCAAAAAGCUGGAACUCAGUGAUAACAGAAUCUCGGGCGGCCUCGACGUUUUAGCGGAGAAACUCCCGAACCUGACGCAUCUAGACCUGAGUGGUAACAAACUGAAAGACAUCAGCACCUUGGAACCUCUGAAAAAACUCGACCACUUGAAGAGUCUCGAUCUGUUCAACUGUGAAGUGACGAAUCUGAACGGUUAUCGGGAGAGCGUGUUCAAGCUGCUGCCUCAGCUCACGUACCUGGACGGAUACGACGCCGAGGACCGCGAGGCUUCCGACUCGGACGGCGAGGUGGACGGCGUGGACGAGGACGAAGACGAGGAGGGCGAGGAGGAAGAGGAGGAGGACGGCGAGGAGGAAGAGUUUGACGAAGAAGAGGACGAGGACGAAGAUGAGGACGAGGUAGAAGGAGAGGAAGACGAUGAAGACGUCAGCGGAGAGGAUGAGGAGGAAGACUUCGGUCAGGACGGAGAGGUGGACGAUGAAGACGAGGAUGAUGAUGAAGAUGAUGAAGAAGAAGAAGUAACGAAGGGAGAGAAAAGGAAGAGAGAAGCCGACGAUGAAGACGAGGAUGACGAUGAUGAUGACGAUGAAUAAAAUCCAACCAGCCAAUCAGCUUCCUCCAUAACCCCACCCUCCCUUUUUUUACUCACUGACCUCAGUUGCCCCGCCCCUCGUUUUUCCCUCCCUGCGUUUCUACCCCAUUGGGGACAAGACUGUACUGCGUGGGCGGGGCAUGUGGAACCGAGAGAGCACGCUAUUGGUCAGUCCACUCCGCAUUCCACAUGUUCAACUCCAAACCCCGCCCAUGUCUCUCUUAAGCUCCGCCCCUUCCCUCCUCUCUCUGUGUGUGUGUGUGUGUGUGUGUGAAGUGCCUGUGUGAGGACUUUGGGGAUCUAGUUUUGGGUCUGUGCUUUUAAUAUUUUGUUGGAGAAUUGUUUAUUUUUUCCUCUUUUCUUAUUUUUAUUGUUUGACUUUGCCUUUUUUUUGUUCACUUUCUCAAUAAGAUUAUCGCUAUAGCAACCGUGUGACGAGCGAGCCAUCAUUUUUAGCGUGGCGGCUCGUCACACACCUCCGUGUCACUGCUAAAUUUGUACUUUCUGAAAGACGAAGAAAACAAACUUUGUAAAUAAAAUGACAUUUUGUGCUUC
Molecule: messenger RNA, 1566 nt
Organism: Pangasianodon hypophthalmus (striped catfish)
Lineage: Eukaryota; Metazoa; Chordata; Actinopteri; Siluriformes; Pangasiidae
Gene: anp32b
Product: acidic (leucine-rich) nuclear phosphoprotein 32 family, member B
Exons: 7
Coding region: 224-1012 (262 amino acids)
Biological process (GO): regulation of apoptotic process
Cellular component (GO): nucleus
Molecular function (GO): histone binding
Source: RefSeq, a predicted model, not a curated record